Lagenorhynchus albirostris (white-beaked dolphin) is the source of this 2921-nucleotide messenger RNA. It is a transcript of the gene MAN1A1, whose product is annotated as mannosidase alpha class 1A member 1. Gene Ontology annotation, cellular component: extracellular exosome; endoplasmic reticulum; Golgi membrane. The coding region runs from base 493 to 2460 and encodes 655 amino acids. The record is from RefSeq and is a predicted model, not a curated record. NCBI's taxonomy places the organism in Eukaryota, Metazoa, Chordata, Mammalia, Artiodactyla, Delphinidae. Gene Ontology annotation, biological process: carbohydrate metabolic process; N-glycan processing. The transcript is spliced from 13 exons. Gene Ontology annotation, molecular function: mannosyl-oligosaccharide 1,2-alpha-mannosidase activity; calcium ion binding.
GGGCGUCUUGCUCCCCCGCUCGCUCCUGCUCGCCCGCAGGUCGGCGCGCUAGCCCAGCUGAGCGGCUACCAGCGCUGCGGGGCGGCCGGGCUGCACGCGCACCCGCCAACUGGGAAGCGGAGACACAGCUAGUCCGAGCUUCGGGAUGAGGAGCGGGCGAAGUUGACUAGCCCCCCCCACCCACGCUGCGCCUCUGCGGCGCAGAGGUGCGCUGCCCUCUCCAGGAGGUGCCCGCGCACGGCUCUGCUCCAGGGGCUGCAGCGAGCGCUCUGUCGCGCGUGUUUGUUUGCCAGAGGAGCCGCCCCGGGGAGAAGACUCGGAGGGGAGUUGUCUCCCCAAGGGAUACCUGCAACUCAGGCGGGGGGUUUGGGCGGCCUGGAUGCGCAGAACCCAGCCCCGCAGCCGCUGACGCCGGGCGGCGGCGAAGUUUGGCUGCUGAGCGGCGCGGCGCAAGGCCACUGGACAGCGGGCAGCCAGGCGGCAGCGGGAGCGAUGCCGGUGGGGGGCCUGUUGCCGCUCUUCAGUAGUCCCGCGGGCAGCGGCCUGGGCGGCGGCCUGGGUGGGGGGCUCGGCGGUGGCAGGAAGGGGUCCGGCCCCGCCGCCUUCCGCCUGACGGAGAAGUUCGUGCUGCUGUUGGUGUUCAGCGCCUUCAUCACGCUCUGCUUCGGGGCGAUCUUCUUCCUGCCGGACUCUUCCAAGCUGCUCAGCGGGGUCCUGUUCCACUCCAGCCCCGCCCUGCAGCCGCCCGCCGACCGCAAGCCCGGGCCCGGGGCGCGCGCCGAGGACGCGGCAGAUGGGCGAGCCCGGCGCGGCGAGGAGGGCGCGCCCGGGGACCCCGCGGCCGCCCUGGAGGACAACUUGGCCAGGAUCCGUGAAAACCACGAGCGGGCUCUGAGGGAAGCCAAGGAGACCCUGCAGAAGCUGCCCGAGGAGAUCCAAAGAGACAUCCUGAUGGAGAAGGAGAAGGUGGCCCAGGACCAGCUGAGUAACAGGGUGGGGUUCAAGAUGCUGCCUCCAGUGGACUUAGCACCACUCGUUGGGGCGAUUGACGGGGAGCCGGCCGACGCCGCCAUCCGCGAGAAAAGGGAGAAGAUCAAAGAGAUGAUGAAACAUGCUUGGAAUAAUUAUAAACGUUAUGCCUGGGGAAAAAAUGAACUGAAGCCUGUAUCAAAAGGAGGCCAUUCAAGCAGUUUGUUUGGUAAUAUCCAAGGAGCAACAAUAGUAGAUGCCCUAGAUACACUUUUUAUUAUGAAAAUGAAAGACGAAUUUGAAGAGGCAAAAGCAUGGGUUGACGAAAAUCUAAAUUUUAAUAUGAAUGCUGAAGUUUCUGUUUUUGAAGUAAAUAUACGCUUUGUCGGUGGACUAAUCUCAGCUUACUACCUGUCUGGAGAAGAGAUAUUUCGAAAGAAAGCAGUGGAACUUGGGGUAAAAUUGCUACCUGCAUUUCAUACUCCCUCUGGAAUACCUUGGGCAUUGCUGAAUAUAAAAAGUGGGAUUGGAAGGAAUUGGCCCUGGGCCUCAGGAGGCAGCAGUAUUUUGGCAGAAUUUGGAACUCUGCAUUUGGAGUUUAUACACUUGAGCUACUUAUCAGGAAACCCCAUCUUUGCUGAUAAGGUAAUGAAUAUUCGAACAGUACUGAACAACCUGGAAAAACCACAAGGCCUUUAUCCUAACUAUCUGAAUCCCAAUAGUGGACAAUGGGCUCAAUAUCACGUAUCAGUUGGAGGACUUGGAGACAGCUUUUAUGAAUAUUUGCUAAAGGCAUGGCUAAUGUCUGACAAGACAGAUCUACAAGCUAAGAAGAUGUAUUUCGAUGCUAUUAAGGCAAUUGAGACUCACUUGAUCCGGAAGUCACGUAACGGACUGACUUACAUCGCAGAAUGGAAAGGGGGCCUCCUGGAACACAAGAUGGGCCACCUGACCUGCUUUGCGGGAGGCAUGUUUGCCCUCGGGGCAGAUGACGCUCCUGAAGGCCUGACCCAACACUACCUUCAACUCGGGGCUGAAAUUGCCCGUACCUGUCAUGAAUCUUACAAUCGCACGUUUGUGAAACUGGGACCAGAAGCUUUCAGAUUCGAUGGCGGUGUUGAAGCCAUUGCUACGAGGCAAAAUGAAAAAUACUACAUCCUACGGCCAGAAGUUGUUGAGACUUACAUGUACAUGUGGCGACUGACUCAUGAUCCAAAAUACAGGAAAUGGGCCUGGGAAGCUGUAGAGGCCUUGGAGAAACACUGCAGAGUGAAAGGAGGCUAUUCAGGCCUCAGGGAUGUUUACUUCCACAAAGAGAGCUAUGAUGAUGUGCAGCAGAGUUUCUUCCUGGCAGAAACACUAAAAUAUUUGUACUUAAUAUUUUCUGAUGACGAUCUACUUCCACUGGAACACUGGAUCUUCAAUACCGAGGCACAUCUUCUCCCUGUACUCUCUAGGAAUAUAAAGAAAGUUGAAGUCAAUGAGAAAUAAAAAGACAUUUUAUAUUUUAUUCUCCUCCAUUCCCUUCACUGCAUACCUUAAUAAUUCCUUUUCUGGUGAUCAGGCAUAUGAUGAAUUUUUAUUAAUAGGUCUGUGAUUAUUCUAAGUUUUAAAAUUGUUUUGCAGUCUUUUAUGUUUAUUAUCAUAGGCAUAGAUGGACCUAAAUUCCUUAUUGUAGCCUUUAUUAUUCAUUCAGUGAAUCACAUGGUUUUUUGUUUGUUUGUUUGUUUUAAGUAAUCUUUUAUCUCUGGAGUUCAUGAAGGUGUAGUAUCAUUUUUAUUAAACUAAAUAGAAUGGUAUACCAAUGACCUCUUAAUUACAAUUUUGAUUUGACUGCAAAACUUUUUCCUCCUCUAUGAGGAGAUGGUGUCUGCUUUAAGCUGUAAUGUUUUGCCAUGUUGCAAAAAGCCAUAAUAAUAAAUUAAAUAAUAAAAAAGCUUUUUCCUUUUCAA